This is a messenger RNA of Aphidius gifuensis, 1153 nucleotides long. RefSeq names its product pre-mRNA-splicing factor CWC25 homolog. Gene Ontology annotation, biological process: mRNA splicing, via spliceosome. Gene Ontology annotation, cellular component: U2-type spliceosomal complex. The record is from RefSeq and is a predicted model, not a curated record. The coding region runs from base 160 to 1128 and encodes 322 amino acids. Lineage: Eukaryota; Metazoa; Arthropoda; Insecta; Hymenoptera; Braconidae. The transcript has 5 exons.
UUCGUCAUCUUUCAGGAAUUUCAGACUUUCAGCUGGCAGCAGCUGAUCAGCUCCAAAAAAAUAAAUAACAACUUUUGUGUUUACAUUUAUAAAUAAACAUUAUAAAUAAAAAUAUCCCAACAGUUUAAUUUUUAACAAUUAAAACAAAAUCAAUCAAAAAUGGGUGGCGGUGAUUUGAAUUUGAAAAAAUCAUGGCAUCCUUCAACAAUGAAAAAUAUGGAAAAAGUAUGGAAAGCAGAACAACAAAAUACUCAAGAAAAAAAAAGAAUUGCUGAAUUACAAAGGGACAUUGAAAGAGAAAGAGACAGAGAAGAUAUUACAAAGUUAGGAAUGCAACAAGGAACACUUGCUCCAAAAGAUAAUGAAAAAAUAAAUUGGAUGUAUACACAGCCAAAUUCAAGUAUUAAUCGUGAGGAUUAUUUAAAAGGCAAAACAAUUGACAAGACAUUUGAACAAAUUGUCAAAAAUGAACGUGAUGUUGAAAAAAAUAAAGUUUUACCAAGUAAUCACGUUGAACAUGAAUGUAUACCACCAUCUUUACGUUUUUUUACUGGAAAUGAACAAGUUGAUUUGCAAAGAAAAAUUCAAGAAGAUCCACUUUUUGCAAUUAAAAAAAAAGAAUAUGAAUCAAGAGCACAGAUACUUAAUAAUCCAGUCAAGCUUAAACAACUCAAAGAAUUAGCUAGCAAAAGAAAAGAAACAAGUCCUGAAAAAUCAUCAUCAUCAUCAUCAUCGUCAUCGUCAAGGCAUAAAUCAAAAAGACAUCACAAGGAAUCAUCACAUAGAUCAUCAAGACAUGAAGAAAAAAGCAAAGAACGUGAAAAAGAAAAAAACAAAAAAGAUCAUCAUAAAAAAAAACCUAAACUAACUGAUGAAGAAAGAAAACGUAAACUUCGUGAAAUGAUGGCUAAUGCAUCUUGGCAUGAUAAAGAACGAGCAAUGAAUGUUAAAAAAUAUCGUGAACAAGAAAAAAAAGAAACAACUGAAAAAACAUACAACAAAGAUUUCAUAAGAAAACAACUGAUGGCAGCUGCUGAACAUGGAACAGUUGCAUCAAGAAUAAAAUCAAACAUCAACAACAUUCAACGUUCAGAACGUGCAAUGGAUUCAAAUUUUGCAAGACGGUAGCAAUUUUUUUUUUUUUACAAAAUUA